Cydia splendana is the source of this 2887-nucleotide messenger RNA. It is a transcript of the gene Myo31DF, whose product is annotated as unconventional myosin ID. Gene Ontology annotation, molecular function: ATP binding; actin filament binding; microfilament motor activity. Bases 65 to 2845 code for a protein of 926 amino acids. The record is from RefSeq and is a predicted model, not a curated record. NCBI's taxonomy places the organism in Eukaryota, Metazoa, Arthropoda, Insecta, Lepidoptera, Tortricidae. Gene Ontology annotation, cellular component: cytoplasm; vesicle; actin cytoskeleton. Gene Ontology annotation, biological process: actin filament organization; vesicle transport along actin filament. The transcript has 17 exons.
CAACCCGUACAAGACGCUCGACAUCUACAAUGCCCAGCACAUGGCUUAAUACAGAGGCAGAGAGAUGUUUGAGGUGCCUCCUCAUGUGUACGCUGUCGCCGACGCGUGUCAACGCGUACUUAGACAACAGGGCAAAGACACAUGCGUGCUCAUAUCGGGCGAGUCGGGAGCAGGCAAGACAGAGGCAUCGAAGUUUAUAAUGAAGUACAUCGCCGCCAAUACCACACAGGUCCACAGGGAUUACAUAGACAGAGUCAAGAACGUGCUCAUCCAAUCCAACUCAAUCCUGGAGACAUUCGGCAACGCGAAGACCACUCGCAACGACAACUCGUCCCGGUUCGGAAAAUACAUGGACAUCCACUUCGACUACAAGGGUGACCCAGUCGGUGGGCAUAUCAGCAACUACCUGUUAGAGAAGAGUAGAGUCGUCAGUCUGCAGCAAGGAGAGAGGAACUUCCAUGCCUUCUAUCAGUUACUGAGCACAAACAACCCGCACACGAAAAAGUUCGGCCUAACGACGAACGCGCAAUACAUGAUCUUGGGCAGCGAGCGAGCAACGUCACAAGAUUCUAAGCUAUAUUCUCUAACGAAUAGCGCUUUUAAUGCCUUGGGCUUCGCGCAGUCCGUGCUUGAUGAUAUUUGGAGUAUCGUCGCUGGAGUUAUCCUGCUGGGCGAGUUGACAUUCACAGAAACACAAGACGGCCAGUUAAAAAUCGGGGGCCCAGUGAAACAAUGCGUGACCGCUCUAGGGGUCACAGAAGAAGGCCUUCGUGGGGCCAUGGUGGGCCGCGUGUUAUCCGCCGGCGGUGACCUGGUGUCCAAGGAGCACUCGCUCAGCGACGCUAAUUAUACUAGAUUGGCGCUUGCUAAGGCGGCUUAUGAUCGUCUUUUCACAUGGAUUGUACAGCAGAUAAACCGUGCGAUUGAGGUCCCAGCCGGCACAUACAAGAACACCCUUAUCGGAGUACUGGAUAUCUACGGGUUCGAGAUAUUCGACACCAACAGUUUCGAGCAGUUCUGCAUUAAUUACUGCAACGAGAAGCUACAACAACUCUUCAUUGAACUGGUGCUAAAACAGGAGCAGGAGGAAUACGCCCGUGAGGGUAUCCAGUGGACUCCGAUCCAGUACUUCAACAACAGGGUCAUCUGCGAGCUGGUGGAUGCUCCUCACCAGGGCAUCAUCUCCGUCAUGGACGAAGCCUGUCUUAAUCCUACGAAGAUUUCCGACACACAACUAUUAGAGGCACUCGACAAACGGCUGGGCUCACACAAACAUUACACAUCGCGGCAGCUCGCGCCCACAGACAAAAAACUUAAACAUGGAGUUGACUUUAGAAUCACACAUUAUGCGGGCGAUGUGACCUAUGCAAUCACUGGCUUCAUGGACAAGAACAAGGAUUCCUUAUGGCAAGAUCUCAAGCGGCUGCUGCACUCAUCUUCGAAUGCUUCGCUCGCUGACAUGUGGCCCGAAGGCGGCGCUCACAUACAAAAGACAUCAAAGCGGCCUCCAUCCGCAGCAACUCUGUUCCGCAACUCGAUGGCAGCAUUAGUAACAGGACUGCAGAGUAAAGAACCAUUCUACGUGCGCUGCGUCAAGCCGAAUCCCAUACAGUCACCUAACGCCUGGGACGACCAGCUGGUCCGUCACCAGGUGGCGUACCUCGGGCUCGUGGAGAACGUGCGCGUGCGCCGCGCCGGCUUCGCGUCGCGCCAGCGCUACGACCGCUUCCUCAAGCGGUACAAGAUGCUGUCGCAGUACACGUGGCCCAACUUCCGAGGCUCCAGCGACAAGGACGCCGUCAUGGUGCUGCUGAAAGAUCUGCAGGUCAACGAUGUGCAGUAUGGACAUACGAAGCUCUUCAUCAGGAGCGCGAAAACCCUGCACGGUUUAGAAGCUGCACGCGCUGCACUCAUCCCGUCCAUCGUGGUGCUGCUGCAGAAGUUGUGGCGAGGGACCCUGGCGCGCAUGCGCUACAAGAAGAUGAAGGCUGCGCUCACCAUAUACAACGCCUGGAAGCGUUACUGCUACCGUCGCUACAUCGUCGCCAUCCAGCACGAGCUGCACCGCAACCGCAACGUCAUCAGGUCCUGGCCGCCGGCCCCGAGGCGGGUCAACUCCACCCUCAUACAGGCCGCUUAUCGCCGCUGGAGGGCGUACCUGACCCUCAAGCCGAUCCCGCGCGCGCAGUGGCCGCAGCUCAAGAUGAAGAUCUGCGCCGCCAGCGCCCUGCGGAGCCGGCGGAGGGACUGGGGUGCCGGCCGCCAGUGGCUGGGAGACUACCUGGCCGAGGACCAGUACAACCCGAGAGCUGCCGUGUACCGCUCGGCGGUAGCGUCCCUCCAGAAGUCGCAGCAGGCCGGCGCCGCGCUGUUCUCCUGCCGCGUGCACAAGUUCAACCGCUACAACAAGCUGGCCGAGCGCUGCCUGCUCAUCACGGACCACAGCAUUUACAAACUGGAUGCCAAUACCUUCAAAGUGUUGAAGAAACCUACGCCUAUCACUGAGGUGGGAGCGGUUCGUGUGAUGAGUUCAGAUGCACAACUAGUAGUGAUCAGUGUGCCCCACGCGAAGAACGACCUCGUGAUCGGGCUGGCGUCCGAUUUCGAGCUUGUCGGCGAGCUCGUGGGCGUGCUCGCCAACCGGUAUCACAUGCUAACGGGUUCUGAACUAUCCGUGGAAGUGGAAAGCGGCGCGACGACGCGCUGCACUCUGGGCGGCAAGUCCCGCGCGCUGCAGCUGCCCGCCCCCUCCCCCUCCCCCUCCUCCCCCUCCUCCACCCCCGCCACCCCCUUCACGCACGCACACAACGUCAUCACCUACCAUCCCGCAUCGGCGAGAGCGUAAACCAGAGAUAUUUCACUUUCACAAAACCUAUCCCCGACCGUA